Molecule: messenger RNA, 432 nt
Organism: Colletotrichum truncatum
Lineage: Eukaryota; Fungi; Ascomycota; Sordariomycetes; Glomerellales; Glomerellaceae
Source: RefSeq, a predicted model, not a curated record
AUGUUCCACUCCAACGUCGGAAUUCUCCUCGUCACGGCCCUUGCGGUUGGAAACGUCAACGCCUUCACCUGGACGCGUUGCAAGAACGCCGAACAGUGCGUUCAGGGAGACAUGCCCAACCGCAACUUCGGGUCCACUGCCGGAUCGAGAAACUGGGGGGGAUGGUACGUCCCGACUUACGACUCUUGCAGCGGCUUCGCGUACGACCAGAAGGAUGGAUACUGGUACUCGCACGAGAAGGACGGGCUGCUUGUCUCGCCGGCCGGAUACCUGCGGACCGCCCACGACUGCAAUUUGAUCGUCGUCAGAAGCAAGAACAGCGAAACCGGUAGCACUGCCUGGUGGAAACACCGCGGAGGCGACUGCUGCCUUCCUGACGAGGUUGGAACGGGCAUUGAUAACGUUUUUGCGUUCUACACUGGUGAUCAGUAG